Messenger RNA from Funneliformis geosporum, 445 nucleotides. NCBI's taxonomy places the organism in Eukaryota, Fungi, Glomeromycota, Glomeromycetes, Glomerales, Glomeraceae. The record is from the annotation of a GenBank genome assembly.
AACGGGACAACUUGCCAUUUUUGUACGUCAUCAAUGGUCUCUUGGAAUUUCUUCACUCACGCAUAUGCAAGACCUCGAAAGCCUCAUUCUAGAUCCUCAAUAUGAUGAUACGUUGAAGGCUGACGGAGAAAUUCAACCUAUCUGGAUAUUAUUAGUGGAUGGGGGACCGGAUGAGAAUCCAAGACAUUUAAAGAAUAUUAAAAAAUACAUUCAGCUUUUUCGAAAAUUUGAUUUAGAUUACCUCACUAUGCGGACACACGCAUCAGGACAAUCCAAGUAUAAUCCUGUUGAAAGGAUAAUGGCAACACUAUCCGGAAAAUUAGCAGGUAUUACUCUACCAAUCGAUCACUUUGGGACGCAUCUAGAUACACAAAGUAAAGUGAUUAAUCCUGAAUUGGCUCUUCAAAACUUUCGAUAUGCUAGAGAGGUGCUUUGUGAUAUUUGA